AUGUGGAACCAACAGCCCGCGUCGGGCGCUACGCCAUCAGCAGCGGGAGGCAGUGGUGCCGGUAGCUACACCACCAUGGCUCACACAUCCGGCUCGUUCGCAGCGCAUGCACGCUCCAACAGCAUCGCAAACAGCCCCUCGGCACAUCGACGCGUCGGAUCCAUGGCGCCAAUUCAGCAUGCAUCGCCUUCCACCACUCCUGCAUCCUCCCGCCUUCACUCCAACACCCCCUUCCCCGGCACCGUCGCCGCGCCUCGCUCUGCCAUGCCUCCGGCAAGCGCAUCAGCACACCUCAGGUCGAUGCAGUACCUCUCGCGCCUCACAGAGCGUACACCAGCAUCACUCGUAAAGCUGCCCUUUCCAUCAAACACCACGGUCCAUUGGCUACGCCUGCGGAAGCCCGACUCUGACCCGCCUCCCGAACUCGGUCAAGAUCACACUCAACCGGACGCCACGGCCCCCGCUGGAGCCACGUUCACCUCUACGAACCAGGGCCAAGACAGGGAUGCGGUAUGGACCAACGCAGUCCACGAGAUCCUCACCAACAGCAACAACUUCCAAGCUCUAUCUAAAAGCAUUCCCGAUGACGCCUUCGAGCGGCUCGUGCGCAGCACUCUCCUCUACACACACAUCCCUCGUCCUUCCACCGCGGAGAGCUUAGAUGGAACAGCGCCAGACUCGUCGAUCUACGCCACUGUCUCGGAUCUCUGGCUCUUUGCAGUCGCCAACGACGAUGACUACGAGCCGACGAGCAAGACAUCAUCCAUGGGCGCUCAAGCAGCCGCCGCCGCCACAAAUGCUGCUCAGACGCAGGACAUGGCGCAAUCGGCAGGAAUGGAUGCCACCACCCUCAACGUGCCCCAGCAGCAAGCCACAUCCACGACCCCCGCAGCCUCUUCUCUCCCCGCCGUGGCACGCUCACUACCCUCCGAAUCCGUCAAGGCGCUCGCGCGUCUCUUCGAUGUCGCCACCGUCGACUCGGGCUCCUACCUGCUCUCAACUGCAUGUCCUAGCUCCAAAGACAACAAAGGAAAGCAGUCUGUCUUGACAUCACAGCAGCAGCAAGCGCAUUGCCGCUUCAUGGCAACGCUCAGGACGAGGGCAAUCAGUGUGUUUGCACAUGAAUCAUCGCCACGCUCCUCAUCGUCACCAGCAGGCGAACCAGGAACGAGCGCUUCCCCAACGUUCAGACCCACGCUCCGUCGCCGCCUUCGUCUGGGUGAUUCGGUCGUCUUCCUACCACCGUCCGCAGACAUCGCCACUCUUUCAUCGCAGGCGCACGACAAGCCUGGAUCAUCCACUCGGCUCGGUGCGCCCACGGCUUCGACAGAUUUGCAUUGCCUUGCGGCAGAGCUGCGUCUCUCGCUGUGCCCGUCCUCUCUGCUCCUUCGCACCACCUCGCGUCGCCUUGCCGCGCUACCGCUGGCCAGCACCCCCAGAGGCCAGCUCGGAGCUCCGACACUCCCACCCGAAGCUCGCCCGCAGCUGCACCUGGCUCCGCUCGGACACAGGGCCGAACUCGUCCACGUGGUCUCAUCCGACAGCAUUGCCAGCGACCGUCUGUCUCAACUCAGGUCGCUCUUCGCAUCGCUCGAUCUCGGCAGCGGCAAUGGCAUGGGCGUUCAACCGGUCGAAGGGGAUCUGUUCGCCAGCGGAAUCGCGGUGUGCGCUCUGCCUCCUGCCCUGGCCGAGGCGCAUGCGUCAGCAGGGCAAGUAAGCCAUCCGCUCGAGCAGCCACAAGAAGCUUCCUUCGCCGCGUAUCCGCAUAUCCAGGCUAUUGACGAUGACAUGGGCCUAGAUCUACUCGACGCACCAGGCUUUGGCGAACAAAUCCAGCAGCAGCAGCGUAGCCCCGAAGACCGCCGCUUCUUAUGGCCCGUCUCGUUGUGCCUCGUUGCUCUCGACCCACGCAGGGCUGCCUGGAUCUCAUCCUGGCCCGGUGCAUCUGCCAACAACGAUCUGCACACCAUCCGCAGCGAACCCGUCACUCCGCUCAAAGAGCUCGUCUCCUUCACCCUCAAGGUGCUCAACGAUGCCAACGAGUCCGUCGCGGCUCAGAGCGCACCGCCCUUCACCCCUGGCGAACCCGACGACGCCUCGCUCACGCGCCAUCGCGGCGAGCGCCUCUCCUCCGCCCGUCCUGGCAUCACACCUGCCAGCAUGUCUUUCGCCGACUUUGACCUCGCCAUGCCUUCAGCUGCUUCAGCCACACCUUCGCAGUCGCUUCCUACCGUGCCACGGACCGACUCCCAAACGUCGCCGGAGAAACGAGACCACGCUUGUGCCGAAGCUGGCCCGAGCACCAAUGGUGCGGAGCAACAGUUCGCCGAUGAUCUCAGUUGGAUGGAGUUCCUGCCACAGGCUACUGGCGAGGUCCCUGGUGCUGCCGCUUCAGCAGCCGCAUUGCCGGCGUCUUCCGUCCCUGUUGGCUCUGCGCCGACUGUCGUCCCGCCAGCAUCGAGUGCCGUUCCUGCUGCUCAGGCUGCAGGUGAAGUCAAGGGCCUGGACCUGGAUCCUUCUGGUUCGAAUUGGGCCUUUGCGACCGGCCUCGAUGCUGGCGGCGACAAUGUCAACCAUUUGGAAGCCAAACAAGAUCCGGCGUCCCUAACAGCUCAAGCUGUGCUACAGCCGCAGGGACGCUUGCAUUCUUCCGGAUCGACGCCGUUUCAGGGCCAAGCUGCCACUCCGCUCAGCUUUGGGCAGACGCAGACGAAGCGCAAGGGCGAGGGCGAUAUCUUUGGAAACCUGGGAUUGCUGACUGAGGACGACUUUUCGUUCUUCGACGAGUCGGCCUUUGGUUUGGAGUCGCCGAGUGCCUUGCCCGGCGAGCAAGGGGCAAUACCGUCGCACCUCGAUCCUUCGGGUGUCUCGCAAGCCGAUGCGCCUGCCAAUGCUACGGCUCAUCAGCAUGGAUCGGGGCGCGGUGAGACGAGUGCAACGGAUCCGUCUGGUGGUGCCGCUGCGCAACCGACGUCCAUGUCAGCCACGUCCGCUGGCAUCGGCGAUGUGGAGAUGGAAGAUCUCGAGGCGACCAAUCUUGACGCGCUCUUCGGCGCCAUUCCAAACAUGCAGGACGUGAUGGGACCCGAGUCUUCGCAGGUGCAUGCGAGCGAGCCGCCGCCGCACGGUGCUGUCAGCGCCUCCGCAGCACCCUCGCUACUCGCUGCGAGCUCGUCACAAGCCUUGCCGCCGGUCACGGUCUCCUUUACGCCUCGGUCUGUCUCGGCAGCGACGCCCUUCGGCGAUCCGGCUUCUCUGCCGGGCUUCACGCCAAGCUCGCUGACGGAGAGCUCGCCGGCUUUUGGUCACGCUAAUCACAAGACGCCGCGCACUCCGUUUUCGCCGGUCGAGGAGUAUCGCGACGGCGCCACGAUCGUUGGCUCGGAAGCCGGCAACCAUCAUGCUGGCGAGUCGGCGCAACUGGACGGCCGAUACGCACAUCUUGCGCCGCAAGACCGGGCCAGCCUCCCAUCGGCGGCUGGAUCCAAGUUGGAGCCCCAGGACGAAGGAGGACAGCUGCGCUUGGGGGAUGCGAGCUCGGCGGCUGCAGCGGCGGCCAAUGCUGCCAUGUCGACCGACCCAAGCAACAAGAAGCGACAAGCCAUUGUGCCCAAUGCCUUUCUUCCACUGACGCAAUCGCAGGCACGCAAGCCGCUGCAGAGGCUUACGAUGGGGGCGCGCGCCAACCUCGGGCGCAAGUACGACUUGUUCGGCAAAUUCGCCUCGAGGCCAAAGAGCACGGCGGUGCUGCAUGCCCUACCGAACGCAGCCAAUGCACUCUCUCCGGAUCAGAAUGUGCUGGAUGACGGAAAGGAAUCGGCAACGUUUGCGUCGCGCUUUGCUCUGCGGCCGUCGCGAGCUUCGCCUCCGAAGGCGGUGGGUCGACGAGGCCAGGCGCUUCUGCAGCUGCGUCGCGACCGCAACAGCAAGAUGUCGCCGGGACAAGCUGUUGCGGCGGGUGGACGCCAGAGUGGUCAGCGUGGGCUCGAUGUGGCGUCCACCCCGAGGUCGAGCGACGACAUUGCGAUCGCGAGAAGGGCUAGCGUGUCCGAUAGCGACAGCUCGAGCAGCGAGGAUGACGACGAGGCGAGCGAUGAUGCGCACAGCGACUCGGACGUCACCGAGGUGACGCUCUCGCUGCAGGACCAGGAAAAGAUGAAGAGGUGCUCCAGGCACAUUGUUGCCUCGUACCUGUGUGGUGCCUCUAGCGCAUCGUCGGAAGUUGAGGCGACGGGCUCGCAUCAGCGCGCUGCGCUGCUCAACUCUGCCACUACCUCUUCUCCCAUGCUGUGGCCCGGCUCAGCGGCGACUGCAUCCUCGAUGCCACCAACGAUCAAGCGGUCCAUGCUCUCGAGGACUGCGCGCUGGUUGCUCGAAAACCCGCAGUUCCGAUCCAUGUUCAGCCGUGCAGUGGAUGUCGGAAGCGAAGUCUCGGAGAUUGCCACGCGCGAAAAGCUCGAGGUGCUUGCUGCCAUGGCCUCUGCGCUCCGAGUGUCCCAAGGAUGCGAGACCAAGCCAUCGACGCAGGGCGCCACUCAUUCUGACGGUUUUCUGGAGCAAGAGGCGCUUCCUACGCUGCAGGGCCUAGUUGUCAACGCGGCCUCGUCGGAUGCGAGUCAGGCCACCAAGGGCGACGUGGUGCAGGCGGAGGUGCUGGAACCGACGAGCAUCGCGGCGGGCUGUCAAGGCUCGGUGGUGUCGGCGCUGCCGUCGGCGUUGAGCCUCUGGGACAAGUCGAAGCUGUCGGCGGUCAGCGGGCACAAGCACGUUGUGGCGAAAGUGCUGCUGACACAUGCGUCUGCGGCGUGGCACGACGAGAUUGUGGCGUGGCUCGAGCGGCUGCGCGGUGCGUUUGAAGCGUAUGGUCUGGGCACGCACGCGGGCGGGAGUGGGUCGAUCCUAGCCAUGGCGGACGGGAGCGAGCCACUGGCGCUGUCGAGCUAUCUGGAGCGGUUAUGGCGCGACGGCGAGGCGUGGGUCGAUACGCUGCGUUCGAUCGCCAGCCGCGUCGAGAUGGACGUGCUCCAGGGUCGGCAUGUGGUGAUCUAUGCGCUGCAACCGCCCGCUUCGACGACGUGUGCGGCAUCGGGUUUCCGGGGGCUGUUGCAGCUCGAGGCGGAUCUGCGCGUGAUGCUUGCCGAGCAGGUCGGGGUGCUUGCGGAGCAUCUGAUCGUGCGUCCCAUUAGUCCGGCGAUGAUGACCGAGAGCGGAAGUCUCGGAUUCGGACAGCAGAGCGACUCGGUGCGAAGGCUGGCGUUUUCGGUGUACGACCAGCUGCCUCGACUGGUUCGACGACAGCCGGCCAAGGUGCUACAUGGCCGAGAAGCGGGUCCGAUCUCGGCGAUUGUGCAGUUUCCCGCCUUCAGCUUGGCGACGGAGCUGGGGAGGACGGACUUUUCGCUCAGCUGGCCAAGGGAGCCGACGACGGCACUGGACGACGCGCUCAUGCUGCACGUCAGCUACCGCGUCUGCGGCGAUGCGGGGCAGAAGAUGGUGGUGGUUAGCGCGAUUGAUGAGCGCGGGGGCUCGAGCGAUGUGGAUGUGCUGAUGGGCGAUGCGGAGGGCUGGAUCGACCAGGUGUGGCGGUAUGCGAUUGGCCAAGCGAGCCGUGCACGUCUCUCGUGGCGACUGGUCAUCUCGAGCACCGUGCCGAUGAGCUCACAGGAGCAGAGGGGAUGGCAAUCGUGCGUCGAAGCGUACUUUUCCCAGACGCAGGAUGGGAAGCUUGCGGUGGGGAGUGUAGUACUGCUGUGCGUGCGUCCGGACGAUGCCGGUGCGAUUCUUGCCGAUGUGGGCGCUCGCACCAGGCCGUCCACCGAAACAGCCCACGUCGACAAGAACAAUGCGGUGCUGAUGGACGCUGCCGAUUGUUCGCAAGUGUUGCAGUUCACUGAACCGCUCCCCCUCGACUGGACAACGUACGGAAGCACAGAGGAGAUGGCGAGCUCGACAGCCUCGGCGAUUCUCGUCCACAGACCGAGAAGUGAAGGUGGAAGGGAUGUGGCAAGUCAUGUACUUGCCGUUGACGUGCUGCAGACCUGGAGGGUGGAGGAGAAGGAAGAGGUGAUGCAGGACGUGCUCGAAUGUUUGCAUGCGCUCAGACUGGUGGCCGAGGAACGACACCAGAUCGCAGCGCCUCAUGGGCAGCCCUGGGGCAUAGCGGCGGUCAACAUGCUUGCGCAGUUGAUCGGACGUGCGGUUGUGGUUGACUAG
Messenger RNA from Moesziomyces antarcticus, 6213 nucleotides. RefSeq lists its product as uncharacterized. Gene Ontology annotation, biological process: regulation of transcription by RNA polymerase II. Bases 1 to 6213 code for a protein of 2070 amino acids. NCBI's taxonomy places the organism in Eukaryota, Fungi, Basidiomycota, Ustilaginomycetes, Ustilaginales, Ustilaginaceae. The record is from RefSeq and is a predicted model, not a curated record. Gene Ontology annotation, molecular function: transcription coregulator activity. The transcript has a single exon. Gene Ontology annotation, cellular component: mediator complex.